ACGUUAGUUGAAUGAAGAACGAACUAUUUAUUAUUGACCAAUCAGCUUAUCCCAAUGUGUUUGUCUAUCUAUCCCUCAAUAAUCUGGUUAAAUUAGAUGAAAUUAAUUACUAUGCGGAUUAUGAAAAAGACUUAAAUUAAUAAAAAAAUUUAUACUGUAAAUUAUACAUAAAAUUUAUUCAAGUAUGUAAGGAACAAAUUGUUUAUCAAUAUAAUUUUACUGUAAAAUGAAAUAACGAUGAUGUUUCAUUUACAUGUGUUAAUAUAUUUGAUAUUCUAUUGUUAAAAUACUAUCAAUUUCAUUAUGAUUAUUAAUGGUUCACUGCAUAUUUAAUAAUAAUAAUGUGCAGAUAUUUUUGGGGGAAACAUUCAAUUACAGAAUAAGAUAACUUAGAAGACAUGAUACAGAAUCUACUGGAUCCCAGAGAAUUAUUUAUUAUUGUUAUAAUUUCAAGUGAUCAGCUAACACAAUAAUUCACCAACGACAUAAUUUUCAUUUUAUAACUUUAUUAUACACAGUCAGUGGAAUGUUCUAUAAUGUUUACUGAAAAAAUAUGUAACAAUCAAAAAUGGGUUCAUCGUGCUACGUUUUCAGGCGCAUGAUUAAAACAUAGUUUUGUGUUUCUUUACAAGAAGUAUAUGCCGUCUAAAAAGUGGAACGACAUGUAAAAUGAUCAAUUUGUGUACAUCCGAAUAAGAAUAUUUUCAUAAUCCUUUAAAACAAUGUCUUGAACUAUUAUUCAUUUUUUUAUACGAAGACAUUGAAUUAUGAUUUGAUGGAUAUGAAACAAACGAUUUCUACACAAAUGGAAAGUUACUUGGAUAAAUAUAAUGAAACUAAAGAGAUUGAAUCACCAUGUCAAGAAGUAAAACAACCAAAUAUAAUCAAUGAAGUAAAUGAUUUAACAACUAUUAAAUGUAUACAUUCAAGUUUACAAGAUGAAUUAAAUUUAUCAUUUUUCAAUCAAAAUCAAUCAUUAAAAAUAAAUCAUAAACAUAAUAAAGCGCCUAAAUUAAAUUAUAAUCACCGAGUGAAAAAUAAACAUUUAAAAAAUCAAUAUUCUAAUCAUGAAAUGAAUCAAAUUUCAAAUGAAUUAUCUUCUACAUCAUUAUCACCUUUACCAAAUGAAUAUAAUUCAUCUUUAUUAACACAAAUUAAACGUCAAUUUAGACAAUUUUGUGAAACAACUUCAUUACGUGGUGUUCCAAGAAUUGUUAGUACAAAAGAUUCAAAACGUCGAUUUUUAUGGCUUAUCUUUGUAAUUUCAUUUUUUAUUGGUUGUAUCACAUGUUUAACAUUUAUUAUUAGUCAAUAUUUAGAAUUUGAUGUAAUUCAUCAACCUAAAAAAUUAUAUGAUCAACCACGUCCAUUUCCAUCUGUAACAUUAUGUAAUCUACGUCCAUUUUCUACACGUGAUAUAAGAAAAUUAAAAAAAGCUGGAGUGUUACCAGUAGAUAUGUAUUUUGAAAUGUUAAAACGUUUUAUGAUCAGUGUACCAAUGGAAUACCGACGUUAUUUAACUAUGCUAUGGGAUUUUUCUACCUAUUUAGCUAAUCUACCUGAUUUAGUUGAUGCAAAUAAUUUAGGUCAUACAUUAGAAGAUAUAGUGAAACGUUGUUUUAUUUUAUAUAAAACAGGUAGUGUAACAAGAGGUACAGCCUGUGAAAAAUCAGGUUAUUGGACUAAAACACAAGAUCGUGUAUUUCAUAACUGUUAUACAUAUACAAUUAAUCCAAAUAAAACAAACACAGCAUUAAACAUGGAACUUGUAGUUUAUUUGGAUAAUUUAAUUGAACAAACUGAUUGCUUUGAUUGUCAAGAAAGAGUCAUGGCAAGUCAGUUAACUGGUGCAAGACUGCUCUUACACCCUGGUGCUUCUUAUCCUCGUGUAGCUGAAGAAGGUGUAAAUUUAAUGCCAGGAACAAUGACUGAUAUACGAUUUACAGUAUAUGAAUGGUCUAUGAUGGAACCACCUCAUGGUAGAUGCAGUAAAAAUACACCACAGUUUAUAUCAUUUAAUAAUGUUAACUAUACUUUUAGCGAAGAAGCAUGUCAUGCACAUAUGGUGCAAGAAAAAGUCGCUUCAAAUUGUCAAUGUUUAACUCAACAUUUACCAAUUCCAACGCAUUUACUUGGAAAAGAUUUAAGAAAAUGUCAAGCAUUCAAACUUCCAGCAACUUAUCAAAUGUUAGAUAACUUUAACGAAUCCAAACAGUUAUAUUUUAAUGAUGAAGCAGUUUCCACUUAUGCUCGAUUUGCAGAGUGUGCAGAAAAAACUGGAACAGCUAUGGAUAGUUAUCAAAUAGGCUGUAGACCAGCCUGUGUUCGAUACACAUACAAACCGAGCAUAACAGCUGCUCAAUGGCCAACCAAAACAUUUCUAACAUGGUUUGUUACAAAAUUUAUAAAAGAAAUGGAAGCAUCCGGUUAUUCACGUUUAAAAUCAACAAAUAAUGAAACAUUAACUAUAUUUAAUGAACGUAUGGAAGAAAUUCGUACACCAUUACAACCUUAUGAAAUAAUUUCUAAUUUAACUAAACAAGGUCAUUUACAAGAAGCAAUUAAAAUGCUUAUGAAUACACAAAUAUUUGAACAAAAUUUUUUAUCUAUUAUAAUAUCACGACCAAAUUUUGAUUUAGAACGUGUUGAAGAAAAAGCUGUUGUAUCAUUAACUUCAUUAUUUAGUCAAAUUGGUGGUUUAUUAAGUAUAUGGAUUGGAUUAACAUUUGUAUGUAUUGUUGAAUUAGUUGAAUUAGGUUUAAAUGUAGCUGAUGCUGUAAUUCAUUAUAAAAAAUUAAAAUCAUAAAUUUAUUCUUAUUAUUCAAUGUAUUUCAAUGAUUAAAAAUUGGAUCAUUUCAAUGUUCAAUUUAUGUAAGAAUACAAACAAAAAUGAUUAUAAUCUAUGUCUUUCUUAUAGGGAAGAUAAUAUGAACAAUAUAAACAUAUAUAUUUGUUAUUUUGAAUUAGUUUUUAAAUAACUUUAAGUAAUUUAUUUUGAUUAUAAUACACAAGUUAUCAAUGUAAACUUUAUUAUUAUAAAAAUAAAGUUGAUAAUGAAUGAAUGGAUGAAUGAAUGAAUGAAUGAAUGAAUGAAUGAAUGAAUGAAUGAAAUCAUUGAACCCAGAUUCUUAUAAAUUAAUCAAGAAAUAGAUGAAGAAUAUAUAGAGUUGACUUUCACUUUAAUUUUCUAUUCAAUUAUUUUGUUUUGUUUGACGUUUUACGAUUAUAAUAAAAUACAACAAGCAUGAAGAAUAAAAGUGUUCACAAAUGUAGAGUUUAAUGAUAUUACUAUGUUCUGUUCUAUUCUUAGUUGUUAAUAUCCUAUCUGUUAAUAUACUGUCUAUAGUUG
Molecule: messenger RNA, 3349 nt
Organism: Schistosoma bovis
Lineage: Eukaryota; Metazoa; Platyhelminthes; Trematoda; Strigeidida; Schistosomatidae
Source: the annotation of a GenBank genome assembly